Messenger RNA from Rubroshorea leprosula, 1727 nucleotides. Lineage: Eukaryota; Viridiplantae; Streptophyta; Magnoliopsida; Malvales; Dipterocarpaceae. The record is from the annotation of a GenBank genome assembly.
AUCACUCCUCGUUACCUUUUCGAACCUUCCAAAUCUCAAAAUCCUCUCUGUCGGUUCUGUUCCCGGAAUCUCAGAUCCGACCGACGGAGCAGGAAGAUGAAGGUGAUAGAUAAGAUCAGAGCUCUUGUGGAGGAACAAAACAAGGUCGUUUUCUCGUUCGAGUACUUUCCCCCCAAGACUGAGGAUGUAGUGGACAACCUGUUCGAGAGGAUGGAUCGGAUGGUGGCGCACAAUCCUGCAUUUUGCGACAUCACCUGGGGAACCGGUGGCUCCACCGCUGAUCUCACCUUCGACAUUGCCAACAAGAUGCAGAACAUCAUCUUUGUUGAGACCAUGAUGCAUCUCACCUGUACCAACAUGCCUGUCGAGAAGAUCGACCACGCGUUUGGGACUAUCAAGUCUAAUGGCAUCCAGAACGUUCUCGCUCUCCGUGGAGGUCCGCCUCACGGCCAGGACAAGUUCGUCCAGGCGACAGUGCCCAAGAAAGACUUGCAGGAAGUGAACCACAAAGUUUGUUUUGAUGUUGAAAUUGCCGGAAAACCUGCUGAAACUCCGCCGACGAUCCGCGCUCCAAGUUCCUCUCUUUGCUCCCCCAUGGGGACGACCCUCAAGAGCUCGCAGACUCAGGCGUCCAGUCACAGCGUCCUCAUUGUCGGUAAUUACUGCCACGAUGUUCUUCUUCGGAACGGCACCAUCAUUGCCGAGACUAUUGGGGGCGCCGUCUCUUUUAUUUCCAACGUCUUUGACGCCCUAUCUGUUUCGUGUCAUUUGACAUCGAAAGUAGGGCAAGAUUUUAAAUACUCAGUUCGUUAUGAACCGAUUGUUGUGUCCUCUGCGAGGACUACUGUUUUCCAUGCAGAAUUUGGUGUAGGUUUGCGCGGGAAUGGGCACCAAGAUCGGGUCUUGAAACGGGUUGAGGCCUGCGAACCAAUUCAUGCGGCAGAUCUUCCCGAUAUGCGGUUUGAUUUUGGGAUGGCGGUUGGGGUUGGCGGUGAGAUACUUCCCGAGACGCUUCAGAGAAUGGUUGAGAUUUGUGAUGUUGUGUUGGUGGAUAUUCAGGCACUGAUUCGGGUUUUUGAUGGGAAUGAUGGGACCAUGAAGCUUGUGGGGUUAAAGGAGAGUGGAUUUUAUCAUCUGCUACCGAGAAUUGGGUUUUUGAAGGCUUCGGGGGAGGAGGCCUUGUUUAUGGAUGUUGAGGAGGUGAGGAAGUGGUGCUGUGUGGUGGUAACACAUGGUAAAGAUGGGUGCAAGUUGUAUUGGAAGGAUGGAGAGAUGAAAAUAAGGCCAUUUUCAGCGAAUCAGAUUGAUCCAACAGGUGCUGGGGAUAGCCAUUUAGGUGGUUUUGUUGCUGGGUUGGUUCAUAGGUUGGCUGUGCCCGAUGCUGCUUUGUUGGGAAACUUCUUUGGUUCUCUUACUGUUGCACAAAUAGGUCUGCCCAAGUUCGACUUCAGACUGUUGCAGAAAGUCAAGGAUGAGGUGCAGAGAAGGAAGAUGCAGUACAGGUCUGAUAGCAGAGUUGAAGAGCUGAAGCAUAUGAACCCAGCAGGACACGAGGAAUUCCAUGCUUCCCUAACUGCAGUUAAAUCAAUGUCUACACAUCCAAUUGAAGAGUGUGAACAAGAUUUUCUGGUACCGCUACCUCCUCCCAAGGCAGUGGAGCAGGUCAGCAAGGAUGAGGACACGAGGAAUUCAAUGCUUCCCUAACUGCAGUUAAAUCAAUGUCUACA